GAAGAAGAAGAAGAAGAAGAAGAAGAAGAAGAAGAAGAAGAAGAAGAAGAAGAAGAAGAAUUAUUAUUAUUAUUAUUAUUAUUAUUAUUUCCGGCUCUGUUCUUUUAUUUUUUGAGUUUCUGCGCGCGUCAUCUGCAGUAGUCGAGGAGAAGUCAAACUUUAAAUAUUUAGAUGUAACAUCAGUGUUUAAAAUGCCGAACAUCAGACACCAGAAGUUUCGGAGCUUUCUGACUGAACGAUUUACUACCGUGGCAGUGGAGAUUUUUGCCGAAGUUGAAACUAUUGUGGAGGCUUAUUAUGAGGAAAACAAACGUCUGCGGAACAUGCUGCACAUGGUGCUCAGCCCCGAAAUAAAGUUACCCAGGAUAGAUGUUAGUGGGUACACUAGAGCAACCACAGAUGUCAGAGCGCAGCCCCCUGAGCUGAACACUGGGGUGGACCUGGAAAUAUCAGAGCCGUUGCCUAAAAAACCUAAAGAAGAGCAAAUUGAAUAUGACAUAAGUUCGGAAUCAGAACAACAACAACAACAACAAAAACAACAACAACAACAACAACAAGGGCUUGGGGCAACUGAUAACUUCAUUACUCCAGAUUGUGUGAAAAAUGACCCAGAUGAAGAAGACUCAAGCAUGCCCUGCAUCGCUGACUCGUACCACAUUAAAGUGGUGGAGUUCAACCCCGACUCUUCGGCCACUCUCUCAGCUGAUGAAGCGAAUUAUGAACAUGAGGACUUUUUCUCAUCGGACUCAGAUUGUCCACAGCUAUCCAGGAGCGAAGAAAGCACCAGUAAAAGUCAGGAAGCUGAAAAACAUAAUAGAAAGUCAAUGAAAAAGAAGAAGUCAAAGCGCUUCCUACAGAAAACCAUGCUAGAAUUACCAAGGAUGAUGCCCUACAAAUCUUUCAUUGCUGCCCCAACUGACUGCCAGUCCCUUUUGGCAAGGCUCACUGAAGCCUUCAAGAAUGUUCCUGAUAACAAGAAGCCUCUGAUAACCAAAAUGGGGCUCAAAGAUGAUGUGGAAUUAGUGGACUGUGCUUUUGGUAAAGUCCCUAAAGGUUGCCCUCUGUCCUACCAGUGCCCUGUGCCAUCAAGUCAGGAUUACAAGAUGAAUGACAAUGCUCCCCUUCGACCGCUGCUUCCCCUGUCUUCUCACACACUGGAGCCAAUGUCUGCUCUUCCCACCCUCAGUGCCAAGGAGCAGGACCACGUGAACGUCAUGCAGAUCACCUGGGAGGCAGCACACAGUCUGGAGCACUCCACAUGUAGACACAAGGAGUUAGUAGAGGAGCUGCGGAAGCUGCGCUUGACCAGCCGUUUCAAGGAGAUCUGCAAACUUAAACCAGUGCGGAGCCACGCGGAGCACCUGAUAUUCAAGAUAGAGAAAGGGUUCCCCAGGUGCAAGAUGGCACAGAUAGAGGAGGAAAUGAAGAGCGAAGCACUUCGGGAAUACUGUCGGCAGUUGUGUGUCAACUGGUCCCCCUGCGGUUUGGUUGUCCAUCCGAAUGCUCCAUGGCUGGGGGCACAGCCUGACGGGUUGGUGUACGACCCCAGCGAGAUGUCCAGUUUCGGGCUGGUGCAUGUCAAAUGCAUCAGGUUCCGGAGCUUCGUCGACUGCGGGUUCAUGUUCUGCCAGGACGGAGUCCUGCAACUGAAGAAGACCCACUCGUACUAUUGGCACAUCCAAGGAGAGAUGAUGGUGACAGGCACGUCGUGGUGUGAUCUGUUGGUGUACUCCAGAGAAGACAUACUGGUUCAACGCAUCUACCGAGACAAGGUUAUCAUCAAUGUCAUGAAGAAGAAGUUGGCUGAUUUCUUUUUCCAGUACUACCUGCCAAGUCUUGUUUCAAACUGAUGUCACAUCUUGAGUUUUUGGGACAUUGUCGCACUGCUGUCAUACACUACAUGCUGUUCCCCUCAGGUAGUUGGUGGUGAGUUUUAACAUAUUGCAAACGACUUGAAUGUGAUCUUUUCUGACCACUAAUGUUCUACUUGCAUUAUUAAAUUUGUGUUGUUGGUCAUGUGUUCUGUAAGAUUUCUCUCAUUCAGGUAUUUCAUUAGCCAUGGAUACAUUUUUGAUAUUUUGUAUUUUCUUUUAUUUUGAAAUGACUGUUGAGAUAGCCAGACCCCGUAUGCAAUUUCUAAAUUAAAUUUGAGUUUUUAUUCGCCACGUUUGCCCCUUACUACUC
This is a messenger RNA of Siniperca chuatsi (mandarin fish), 2184 nucleotides long. RefSeq lists its product as uncharacterized. The record is from RefSeq and is a predicted model, not a curated record. NCBI's taxonomy places the organism in Eukaryota, Metazoa, Chordata, Actinopteri, Centrarchiformes, Sinipercidae. Bases 192 to 1850 code for a protein of 552 amino acids. The transcript is spliced from 4 exons.